GAUGGCAAUUUUUAUUUCACCUAAUCAGUCAUACAAUCAAAAUUCGUGGUUUGGUCCUACAUUUGGUUGUUCUUUGGACAACGAAGAUUUAGUAUCAAUACUUGGUUCAACCAAUUAUCUGCCUCCAUUUUCGAGAAGAAGUUUCUGUAGAAGGUCGCCAAGUAGUUUUGUUUUUCCUUUCUCAAAUAAUUCUUCUAAAGUAAACGUGAAACGUUGCGGAAAGCAGCAAUGUACAACACUUGAUAAAGAAAAGUGUGACAAAACUGUAAAGAAGGAAGCGGAAUCUUUUCAUCAUACUUUUGAUGUGAAAGAUUUUCAUCCAUCAGAAUUGAAAGUUAGAGUCAUAAACGGAAGUGUAGAAAUUUUCGGUAAAUCAACUAAAGAAGGAGAAGGAUUUUAUAAUGGAAGACAGUUUUGGCGUCAAAUCAACCUACCUGAUAAUAUCUCACCAAAUGAUAUUCAAUCAUCAUUAAACGAUGAUGGAAUUUUAACGAUUACAACAAAAACUGUUGAAGAAAAAGACGGAAUUACUGAUAAAAAAGAAAGAUGUUCUAAUGAGAAAUCUGUAGAGGGAUCUGAAGAUGGAUGCUAUUCAAAUGAAAUGCCUACAAGCCGUUGUUGUUCAAAAGAAAAAUGUAAUGAAGAAAAUUGCUCAAAAGUAGAAACAAAAGAUGAAAGUGAUGAAAAAGUCAUAGACAAAAUUGUUUCGAAGGAAGAAGAGAAAGUUGAUAAAAAACCUUCAUUCUAUAAAACUAUUGAUUUGAAACAUUUUAAUAUUGACGAUUUAAGUGUUAAAGUUAAAGGUAAUAGUAUUGAAGUUACUGGAUCUGCUAUUAUUGAAGAAGAUGGAAUAAAAUGUUCAAAGAAAAUAUGGAGACGUUUCGCAAAGCCAGUAGAUCUUAAGGAGGAAGAUAUUGUCUCACUUUUAGAUGACAAUGAAAUGUUAAUAAUCACCACGAAGGAUACAGAAACUAGAAAGGGUGAAAAUAAUGAUAAAGUUGACUCUUUGAAAAGAAAUGAAAAAUUGAUUGAAAAAGAAGAAAAAAGCCUCGGCAACAAAGGAAAGAAUGAGGAAUUAGAAGAGAAUGAAUCGGAGAGUAAAAAGAAUGAAGAUUUCGAAAUUGUAGAAUAA
Molecule: messenger RNA, 1132 nt
Organism: Dimorphilus gyrociliatus
Lineage: Eukaryota; Metazoa; Annelida; Polychaeta; Dinophilidae
Source: the annotation of a GenBank genome assembly